AUGAAAAUCAUUAGCCAUGGCACCUCCAACGGCACAUCGAACCCUCAACUGGCGGGCCAGCUGGGCACCGUCCAGAGCACGUCGAUGAUGCAACUUUGGAGCGAGGAGCGCGACCUCAACCGGCUCCCCUUCUCCGAGUGGCAAGCCAACCAGACCUCAUCUCACAACUCGUCUCAUUACCAGAACGGCCACAGCUCAAACAACAACGGCCGCUGA
Molecule: messenger RNA, 216 nt
Organism: Pyricularia grisea
Lineage: Eukaryota; Fungi; Ascomycota; Sordariomycetes; Magnaporthales; Pyriculariaceae
Exons: 2
Coding region: 1-216 (71 amino acids)
Source: RefSeq, a predicted model, not a curated record